AUGGUCAGCGAGCCGCAGAAGCAGGCGGAGCGUGGGCUCACCCGGAGCGCGGCGCUGGCCGCGCGGUGCAAGGCAUUCCGCGCUUCGCUGGCGGCGCACUGGGAGCUCUCGGACGCCCUCGGCGGCCAUGAGGCUUCCAUCGCCGACGCCAUUCGAGCCGCGGGCCUCGUCGGCAUGGACGCUGCGGGCGCCUGGUCGGCCUGCGCGCUGGGCAACUGGUGUAGGCAUGCCCCGCCCCUUGGCGCUGUGGCGCUUAGGCGGUCCGAGCCCGCCCCUGCCCGCCGUGUCGCUGAGCUGGAGGUGGAGCUCGAGGCAGCGGCAAGUUGCGCGGCCGGGCUGCGCAUGGAGGCGCCCCCGUUCUGGCCGAGGCGGCCCCCCGGCUCCUGGGCUGAAUCCGCACGGUCGGCGGCGGCCCUCCUCAUGGCCCUCGGCGUGUCCCACGUGGCCUCGGAGUGCGAGCUCGCCGAGAUGACGUUGACGGAGUACGACGACGUAGACGAGUUGCCCGAAGGCGUGGAGAAGAUGAUAGAGUCCAAGGAGGGCGGGAUGCAGGCGGACGGCGACGGUGCCACUCCUCCUGGUCUACCUCCUUGUGGUCAUCCUGAGUUCGACGUAAAGUUGAACGAGAUGGAGUCCGUGGAGGCCGUCAAGGUGCAGGUGGCUGGCGCUGGUGCUCUUCUUCCUGCUCAGUUUUCUGGCGGCGAUUGCGACGGCGCCCGCUGCGCGCUGGAUGGUCGCGAUGGUGGUGUACCCGUACCUGUUCCUUCUCCAGAUGCCGCUGUCGGCGCUCACACCCCCGAGGUUGCAGUUGUGUCGAACAUGCAGCUCGAUACCCAUCCCGAGGACCUCGACGACGUGCCCGUGAGCGUCAUCGAGGCACCGAAAGUUUCUGUUCGGGUCUCGAGUUGCGCUUGGUGGAUCGCACGUGAUCGCAUCGCUCGUGAAUGGCUUCGCAAAGGUCCUGCUGCACAUGACGAUACACCUUGCGAUGGCAUUGGCAAUCACGAGAAGUCCAAGGGCGGCCUGAUCGCAAGUUCCCAUAGCGUCGCGAACGACACGGGGGAGCUGACGGACGAGCAGGACAGCAGGUGCUUCUCAAUUCCCAAUCGCAAGGACAGGUUCGGCCAGAUGGUGAGAUUAGUAUUCGACCACAUGCCGAACCUCGGAAAGUGA
Prorocentrum cordatum is the source of this 1173-nucleotide messenger RNA. The record is from the annotation of a GenBank genome assembly. Lineage: Eukaryota; Dinophyceae; Prorocentrales; Prorocentraceae.